UCUCUCUCUCUCUCUCUCUCUCUCUCUCUCUCUCCACACACACACACACACACACACACACACACACACACACACACACACACACACACACACACACACACACACACACACACACAGAUCUACUGGGACAGGUUUUGCAAUUACUGAAAUAGGCUUCUAUCCUCAUGUGAAGGAAGAAUUUGAAAUAGAUUUUUUGAUUAUAUUAUAAAGAAAUAUGGCUUAUUUGUAGCAUUCACCAACAGUCAGAUUUUGCUCUCCAUCACCAUAUUCUACUAUUACACAGUAGGCUAAGUACAAUUUGCUGCAUAUUACAGUUUUUUCCAAUUGCUAACACACUAAAAUGACAAACAUUAUUUAAACUGACACACAUUGUGCAUUUCGAAAUGGCACUUUUUAAAUUCCCUGAACACAGUUCUCUGUAUAAGACACAACAAUCUGACAUAAAGUCACAUGUUUGCCAUUUCAAAACACUGCCAUUCAAAAUGACACUACAUGAGCCAAUUGGCCAACUACAUGAGCCACUUGGCCAAACACCUCAAUGAUUAAUUGUUAACACUUCAGUCAGGAUGUGAGCACUAUGAAAAGACCACAGGUGACAGCCUUUUUUUUUUUACAACAACAAUGUAAGACAUUGCAGAAAGAGGAAGAGGAAGAGGAAGAGGAGGUUGAGAAUAAGAGGGGGAGGAAGAGUGAGAUGUAGAGUAGGAAGAGGAGUUCAUGGUUAAAGAAGACAAACACUUUCAAAUGAAAUCAGAGCAACCUUAGUAGAUCAUGUCAUCAACCAUGGGCUGACAAUGCGUGAGGCUGGGCAGAGAGUGCAGCCAAACCUGAGCCGUUUUACUGUCGCCUCUGUCAUCCGGACCUUUAGACUGGAGAACAGGACUGAGAGACGACACCAUGGUGGAGGAAGGGACCAAAUGUUCACCGGGGUACAGGAAGCUGCCAUUGUAAACUUGGUUCUGGAAAAUAAUGAAAUCAGAUUACGAGAAAUUCAAAGCCACAUCAUCCAAGACAACACCUUAUUCAACAACAUUCAACGAGUCAGUCUGUCCACAUUGGCUCGCCUUCUCAAGCGAAACCAAAUCAGAAUGAAACAACUUUAUAAGGUGCCAUUUGAGAGAAACUCUCAAAGAAACAAAGAGUUCAGACGAGCAUAUGUGGAUGGAGUACUGGAAAUGGAUGCUCAUGCAAUUCCACAUGAGUUCAUCUUUAUAGAUGAGGCUGGGUACAACCUUGCAAAGUCCAGAAGAAGGGGGAGAAACGUCAUUGGCCACAGAGCCAUUAUAGAUGUUCCUGUCCAACAUGGUGGGAACAUCACAAUGUGCGCUGCCAUCUCCAGUAUGCAUGGUGUCCUCCACCAUCAUGCCAACCUUGGACCAUACAACACAGCCCAUAUUCUCACAUUUCUGGACAGACUUCACAACAUUCCACCAGAGUGUAUGAAUGAUGCAGACCAUCAAAGAAACCGGUACGUUGUAGUAAUGGACAACGUGAGCUUUCAUCGUGCAGCCCCAGUCCAAAACUGGUUUGCUGACCACCCAACAUUUCUUGUGCAAUACCUCCCACCAUACUCACCAUUUCUGAACCCCAUAGAAGAGUUCUUUUUGGCAUGGCGGUGGAAGGUAUACGACCGGCAGCCCUUUGUGCGCAUGUCUCUUGUGCAGGCCAUGGAAUAGGCAUGUGAUGAGAUUGAUGUGUGUGCAAUUCAGGGAUGGAUAAGGCACUCAAGGCGCUUCUUCCCUCGAUGUCUGGCAAGGGAAGAUAUUGCCUGUGAUGUUGACGAGGCGUUGUGGCCAGACCCGGCUGUGCGGCAGGCAAGAUGCUGCCUAAUUAUUUUUCUUGCCUCUUUUUUUUUACUGUAAUAUAUUUUUAAUGAAAUUUUCUUUCAGUUUAUUGUUUUUUGUAAGAAUAUUUUGUUCAGUCCCAUGUAAAUAUAUCUGCUGUGCAUGUUGCACUGACUUGUUUUCUGUAGUGAAAAAAUAAAUAAAUGUUGCAACAGCA
Tachysurus fulvidraco (yellow catfish) is the source of this 2001-nucleotide messenger RNA. RefSeq lists its product as uncharacterized. Gene Ontology annotation, molecular function: nucleic acid binding. The transcript is spliced from 3 exons. The record is from RefSeq and is a predicted model, not a curated record. Lineage: Eukaryota; Metazoa; Chordata; Actinopteri; Siluriformes; Bagridae. Bases 795 to 1676 code for a protein of 293 amino acids.